UCGGGGAAAAAAAAAUUAAAAAUUUAGAACCCUAAUUCGUGUUUUUCCUCCUGCGAUUAGUUUCUUCCCACUCCGUUCUCUAUUUGGAUGGAUUCUCUGCUAGCAAAUUACGCCUCCUCAGAUGACGAAGAACCGUCGCCGGUUCAACGGCGAAUAGUACCGGCGAGAACAGUCAAUUCGGUAUCCGAAGCCGGAAAAGACGGAGAUUUUCUGGCGAAUCCCACCUCGAAACAUGGCGGAAUCUUCAAUUCUCUCCCGCCGCCUAAAUCAUCUCUCUUCAAUUCACUCCCUCCGCCGAAACCUCAAUCAGGUUUUGCAAAAAACAGAGAUUUUGAUGAACAGAUUGUGGAAAAAUCUAAGCCCAAACCCUCGUCUUCUUCCUCCCUAUUCACUUCUCUUCCUCCGCCCAAACCAUCGUCAUCAUCCUCAAAGAAGGUUGUUCAAUUUAGGCCUCCGACGAUUACGAACCCGAAUUCCAGUAAAUUCGACGACGAAGACGAAGAUGCCGAUGAGGGUGAACUAGAAAGACAAAGGAAGAGGGCAAAAGAGUCAAUUUCCACCGCUUCUCCAGCUUCGUUCUUGUCAAGUAUUCCGGCACCCAGGCACACCGCUACUCUGGGCACUAUGUCUUCUGCUUCGGGCACAAACAGGAGGUCGAUAAUCGAAACUGAAGCUCCAUCCUCUAAUGCUAAUAAAACCGGUACAAUGAAAAACAAUACUGAUACCAUCGUGAACAACUCUAACGCGAAAUACUUGAAGGAGGAGGAGGAUCCGACCAAUGAGAUAACAAAUGGUGGCGCAGUGGACUAUACUGCAGGAUCAUCCUACGAUUAUUCAUAUGGUGACGGUCAAUAUGUAGAUUACACAAAUUCUGGUGGCAGUUAUGGUAAUUAUGGUGAUCAUGGUCAAUAUGAGAAUAAUUGGGCCAAUUCGAUUCCGUUGCCUGAGGUUUCGGCAGUGGCUGAAGAAGCACUGCGAGUGCCUGGAAGGAGAGGGAGGAAAGAUACUCCAUUGCAGAUAAUUGAGGUUAAGCAAGAUGAGCUGAUGAAAAAUCGACCGAGGCAGGACCAGGUUAAAUCGACUGGGAUUGCAUUUGGCCCUCAAUAUGAGCCGACUUCUACAAAGGGUAAGCCCACAAAGUUGCAUAAGAGGAAGCAUCAAAUAGGCUCUUUGCUUUUCGAUAUGAGACAGAAAGAGACGGAGCUUGCCGAGAGACGUUCUAAAGGUUUUCUUACCAAAGCUCAGACACAAGCAAAAUACGGGUGGUGAAGUCGUAUUAAUAUUUUGUGCUUUGAAAUUGGAAUACGUGUUGAUCGAUUUUCGUUUGUUGGAUCGUAAAUGAACUGAAAAUGUAUCUUGUUGUUGCAAUGAUUAUAUAAAUUGUGAAGCUUUGAUUUAUGAUUUAUUUCAGGCUAAUUGUAUUAUUACUUGUUUGAUAACAAUUGACAACAAGAAAGUUGGCAUGUGUUUGAUUUAGC
Molecule: messenger RNA, 1478 nt
Organism: Erythranthe guttata (spotted monkey flower)
Lineage: Eukaryota; Viridiplantae; Streptophyta; Magnoliopsida; Lamiales; Phrymaceae
Product: mitotic checkpoint protein PRCC-carboxy-term protein
Cellular component (GO): nucleus
Source: RefSeq, a predicted model, not a curated record